This is a messenger RNA of Camelina sativa (false flax), 597 nucleotides long. The record is from RefSeq and is a predicted model, not a curated record. NCBI's taxonomy places the organism in Eukaryota, Viridiplantae, Streptophyta, Magnoliopsida, Brassicales, Brassicaceae.
UAGGAAAGGCCCAAAGCACACUCUCUCUUGUGUGUUGUGUGUGACAAGACAAAUUCAUACAAACCUUUCUCUCUACCCAGUCUCUUCUUCUAAACUGCAAAACUCUCUCGAAUCGACAGAGGAAAAAUGGAGGUGAAAAUGGCCGAAGAAGGGUGCUGUGAAAAUGGUGAGUCGAAGGUUAACGAAGGAACCCACUGCAUUUGGAAGACUGUGGACGACGGAGGGGUCGAAAGCAAGAGGUUUUACUUGGCUCGCACGACAGCUUUUGAGAUGCUUCGCGACAGAGGCUACGAAGUUAAUGAAGCCGAGCUCUCUCUCUCUCUUUCUGAGUUUCGUUCUGUUUUUGGUGAGAAGCCAGACUUUGAACGCCUCCGUAUCUGUGUGGCUCUUCGCUCAGAUCCAAGGAAAAAGAUCCUUGUUGUGUUCAUGGAAUCUGAACCAAUCACCGUGAAAACAGUUCGUGCCAUUCAUAGUCAGAUUUCCAACAAUGUAGGCGUGCGUGCUAUGAUUCUGAUUUUACAGGGCAAAAUGAACCACUUUGCCCAGAAGGAAUUGACAACCUUCCCUUUUCCAGUUGAGACUUUCCCGAUAGGAGAU